Bradysia coprophila is the source of this 1189-nucleotide messenger RNA. RefSeq lists its product as uncharacterized. Lineage: Eukaryota; Metazoa; Arthropoda; Insecta; Diptera; Sciaridae. The record is from RefSeq and is a predicted model, not a curated record.
CAAUCGUCAGGGUAACAAGACGUUGAAAAUGUAUCCGGUUCAAAUACAUCCAAAAAUUGAAAAAUUAAUUUCCUUUUUUUAUCGAAUUGGUGUUUGGAGUGGAGAAAAUGAGGAAACUGGUCGUGGAACGAUACUGAAGAUAUUUUAUUCGCUUUAUUUUUCACUUGCAGUUAUAUCAGUGAUAAGUGGAGCGUUUCUAAGCGAUAACAAAGAUGAGACCAUAUUUCUCACACAAAUUUCCAUAAAUUGUACGGUUUUGCUGGUAAAGCUGGUGUAUUUAAUUUGGAGGAAAUCAGAUAUAUUGGAACUGAUGCAUCAAGUAUGCACAUUUUAUGUCGAUGAUCGCGAGGAGCUCACACUAGUCAACGAUAAGUUGAACAACUUGUUAACAUUCUCCGUUUUUGUUUUCGGUUCGGUGAAUUUUGCUGAAUUUAGUUCGGUCGUUAUUGUGCCCAUUAGUGCACACAAUGAGAGACAAUUAUUUUUCAAUAUUGGGUUUCCAUUGGAUUACAAAAAUAGUGAUUUAGCGUAUUGGUUAGCCGAUUUAUACUUAGCUACCGGAAUGAUUUUCGUGACAAUUGCAUUGUUUUUCUCCGUAAUUGUUUGGUAUUUAAUGGCAAACUGUGGGUUACGAUACAAAUUACUGGGACAGCAAAUCAAAUAUACAGGAAUUAAAACAGUUAAAGGACGAUCGGGAGAUAAGCGACAAACAUCAGACAGCUUGUAUCGGCAAGACUUGAAAAAUGCAAUUGCAAAACAUCAAACUUUGGAGGACUUGACAACACAGUUGGAUUCGUUUUUAUCUAAGUUUUUCGGGGUACAAUUUGCCACCAGUGGCUUUUGUAUUUGUUGUUCGAUUUUCUGUAUCGUAUUCAAUCGAGGUCUGAAUUGGUUGGAGCAAAUAAUUCAAAUCGUUGUACUCGUUUACAGCAUUUUUGACAUCUUUAUGAUCACGUACUUUGGGAACCACAUAUUGUCUGAAAGUGAAAGACUAUCUUACUAUCUGUUUGAAUCAGAAUGGGUUAAUCAACAACUGUCAACGAAAAAAAUAGUUUUAUUGUUCGCCGAAUUUCUUAAUGAACCACGUCAACUGGUUAUUUUAAAAAUUUACCCACUCACUCUGGAAACAUUCAAACGGAUUAUGAACUCCGCUUAUAGCAUGUUCAACGUUUUGCAGAAUUUCAAAUAA